Messenger RNA from Spodoptera frugiperda (fall armyworm), 4868 nucleotides. RefSeq lists its product as uncharacterized. NCBI's taxonomy places the organism in Eukaryota, Metazoa, Arthropoda, Insecta, Lepidoptera, Noctuidae. The transcript has 4 exons. The record is from RefSeq and is a predicted model, not a curated record. The coding region runs from base 2320 to 4809 and encodes 829 amino acids.
UGAAAUCGAUUCCAAGCAUUCUGGAUCGCACGUCGUGAAAAACCUAGCUGCAGAGCUACAGAACGCUGAGAAUGGCCCUCCUGAAUCAAUGUGAUGGCUCUAGUUGUGGUCUGCAGGUCCAUAUGUCUUCGAAUCCUCGGCAUUGUUCUCUCAAAAUGUUAAUUCACGCUUAAACUUAGCAAAGUUUGUCUAAUCACGAAGCAAUCCAAAGUUGAACUGACUCAAAAGUUAAAAAAUAAAGUUUAAAAUAGGGUAAAUUCAAGUGGUUAAACAAAACUAACACAUUCUACCCACUAAAAAAAAGAAGCAAGUGGUAUUGUCGCAUUAGUGUUUGUUAACACUUUAGUGAACACCACAAAAAAGAAUUAGCCACUUAGGAUCGCUUUAAAAUUAUAAAAUUGAGUGAGACUUCAAAAUAAUCAAGUGGCCCUUAUUUUGUUUUGACUAGUAUAUAUUUAUUUUAAUAUUGUGUUAAAAUUUUUUUUGACAGUUCUUUCAAAAAGAAUAUUUUGUUUUUGUGUUUUACAUUUUACAAUUAUUCACAAAAGCGAUGUUAUCAAGUUGUCGUCACUGUGUUUAAUCAGAAUUUCCAAUUAAAUUUUAGAUUAUUUUGUUAUUUUCACAAUAAAAUCAAACAGAAAAUUUAAAAAAAAAAAACCGUUAUCGGCUGACCGUCAGACCAUCGACCAACCCACUCCCGAUAUUCACUUCCCGGCUAUUCACUUUAUGGCGCUUGAUUUUGACAGACAACUAAUUCAGUGCUGCCACUAUUAAAAAAUAAAAACGCAUAUUCUGACAUAAAAAAAAAAAAUCAAAUUUGCCGUUCCAAAAAUGGAGCACUGGGAAGAUAUGGGUUAAAUGUUGAUUAAUAUUUUUUUUAUUUAUAGAUACAUAUAAUUAAAUAAUUACGAAUAACUAUGCCAUUUUUUCAUUAAAAACUACAAAAAUAUACAUAACAUAACAAAAUUCUGAUAGCCAAGAUAAAGCCGACAUCGUGACAUGGUGUUUUCUCAGGGGUGUGAUUUUUUUUAUUAUUUUUCUAGGAUGACUUUGGACAUGGGUACUUAGAAUAUAAGAUCGAAGACGACCUACGCAUUUUUUUCCCGGCCUUAAGGGAUAUCUAUGUCUAGAAUCUGAGACUGCUCCAACAGAAAUUCUGAAAAAAGUUCAGACUUCGCCAGAACCAUGAACACCUGUCGAAGCUCUUGCUAUGAUAACAGACAGAAAUAAGUCUGUCGAAACAUACAGUGCAAUUCGAUCAGAUCUUAAAAGACGCGGAUUUGAUGCUUACCCCCUGUAUUGGGGCUAAAAAAACUUGUUAUCCUGACCAAGUUCAGGUGUCUGCAAGUGAAGCAUCUGUGCCUCUUUAAAGUUUAAUAAACCACACUGUGCACGACAGCAAUGUACGGUGGCGAGCCGCCCGCGACAUGUAUCAAACCUGAUCGUUCCUGUUAAAAAGCAUGUUUAAACACGAAUAUCAAAGGUGAGCGGCGGCAAUCCUUUGUUCCGCGCCGCCGCUGUCUGGUUUAAACAUGCUCCUGGGCUUGCACGAACUUGUUUGUAACGCAGAACGCCCGCGACGUUGGCCCAGGACAGGAACGAUUUUGUUUGCGCGGCCCGCCUAUAUAAGGACGACUCCUUUCGAGACGUCCUCAGUGUGUCAAUGAACGUCAUUAUGUAAGUGUCGUAAUGAACCUUUUAUGUAACGUUAAAUGUAUCGCCAGAGUGUGUAAUGUCGAUUAAGUAGUCGCGUAAGCCAAUCCACUACGGUGUUAAUAUCAUUUGUAACCUAUGGAAAAUUAAAGUAUUAGGGGGCGUCCAUAAAUUACGUGAGAUAUUUAAGGGGGGGAGGGGGUCGAGUCAAACCUCAUCUAAUCUCACGUUGGAGAGGGAGGGGGGGCCCGGCAAAUAUCACGUAAUUUUUUUUUUAUUGAAACUAAAAAAAUUAUACUAUUUUGGCCCCUUAUCUAGAUUGUACAUGCUUAAGAUUUAAUCUUAAGCGUAAUUGUAAAACGAUCAAGAUCAUUCACUAAUUCGUUCGAAAGAAAAUAAUUUCAUGAACAGUGAACGAACAAUGAACAAUGACAGUAAUACUGUCAAACUACAUUAUUUGUUCUAUACCAAAUAACUCAAUUUAUACUGAAGUUACGGUACAGUGUAGCCUGUCCUUUGUUUUCGCGCCACUGUCAGCCGAACGCGCGACUCGUUGAACGAGAGCGAACGAGCUGAGAGGCAGCGACACACGGACAGGUUCCAACCUGCUUUGUUUAUUCUUGUAAAUGUUUUACUCGUCUCAGUGCAUGCUCUCACUAAUUUAAAAUGAGUUACCAAGAUUUUUAUAACGCCUACGUCAAGAGAUACGUCUAUAAGACGAAGAAGUCCUGCCAGGACGAUGUGAUAAAAUUAUGGAAUACAGCGAAGCAAAAAUUCCCGAAGAAAGAAGAGUUGAUACAUCACAUUCAACAUGAGAUUGACCGGCUUCUCAGGGAAGCCACUGAGAGAAAAGUUCGGUCUACUCUAGCAUUCCUUCAAAAGACUAACACUAAGAUCUCUAACACUUCUUCGACUCAGGCUGGGACAAGCACUGAGAGUGUUCCAAACGUGGAAUGUCCAGGUCAGGUUCAGAUCAACGAUCAUAAUAUUCAACACGUGGAAUCUGCGGUUCAGGAUGAGGUUAAUAACCAGCAGUCAGGAGAUCAAGAUUUGGACGAUUGCCCUCAACCGGCAGGCGCUUCGAAACGAAAAAAUCAGCCUCUUGAGAUCAGCGAUGAUGAGGAUGAAGCUAUGUCGAACACUACACCAUCUAACGUACGUCCCACUCCAGCACAAGAUGCUAUGAAGAAAAAGAUUGCUAAGCUGCAUAUGGAGCUUGACUUAACGGAAAGGCGCAAAGGGUCUCUUAUAGCUGACGGCACUGAAUUUGAUAAAGCGUGUAAUUUACGGCGAGAAAUUGAAACUUGUGAGAAGAAGCUCAAGCUUAAAGAAAAACAGAGAGCGUACUCUUUGACGCACAGAAAAAAUAAAAAACAAAAAAUAAUUGAAUUAUGUUCAAAGAAUCCCGAUGCAGCUAAGUCGUUGACGCCUCGUGCUGGCCCUGGGCGCCCACGUUUAGAAGUAGAACAGUCUGAAUUGCUAAAAACAAUAAGUGAUUUAGCCUUGUUUGGUGCUUCUGCUGAAGAGCGCCGUCGUUGUGAGAUAGUUCGUACGGUCCAUACGCUUUCAGAACUUACAAAUAAACUAAGCGAGCUGGGAUUCAAUAUUUCACGAAGUGCUACUUAUAUUCGACUAUUGCCUAGACGGGCAAAUACACGAGAAGCUAAGCGUCAUGUAGUGACUGUGCCGGUGAAGCUGAGUCGUCCUGAAGCUGACCAUCAUAAAGCACACCAAGACCAAUACUUUGCUGUGGCCUCCAUAAGGUCGCUGGAAACGAUAGCUUCAGUACUUGGUCCUGACUCCGUAACUUUUUUAUCUCAGGAUGACAAAGCCCGCGUUCCCAUUGGCCUGACAGCGGCAAACAAGCAGGCGCCAUUAUUAAUGCACGUUGAAUACAAAGUGUCGUUACCAGAUCACGACUUUGUGAUUGCUUCGGGGCACAAAUUAAUUCCAAGCGUGUAUGCUUUGUGCGAAGUAAAACCUAAUGAGAUGGGACGACCAGAAGCUGUUUCAUAUAGUGGACCAACUUACAUAGCAAUACGAAGUGGCAAGCACUCUUCGUCGACUGCAACUAGCCACGCUCAAGACUUGGACACUCUCUUAACGAUUGAGUCUUUUUCCAAAUUUAUAAAGAAUAAAGACAGCAAAGUUAAACCUGUUCUGAUAAUUUCAAGUGACGGUGGGCCUGACGAGAAUCCGCGAUAUCGCAAAGUGAUCGCACACGCCAUAGAGCAUUUUAAACAAUAUGAUUUGGACGCAGUAUUUAUUGUAACUAAUGCCCCUGGCAGGAGUGCAUUCAACAGAGUAGAGAGACGCAUGGCUCCACUCAGUCGAGAGCUGACAGGCGUUGUUCUCCCCCAUGAUUCUUUUGGGACGCAUCUUGACUCUAGCGGCAGAACAUUAGACGAAAGUCUGGAAAAGGAUAAUUUCCAAAAGGCAGGGGAAAUUUUGGCUGAAAUAUGGUCUGCAGUGUGCAUUGACGGACACGAAGUAGUCGCUAAAUAUAUAGACCCGAAUAAUGAUACUUCCAGCGUUCCAGACCUGCCAGCCGAAGAAUGGUACACUGAGCACGUUAGAGAGAGCCAAUAUUUACUCCAGGUAGUAAAAUGCGAUGAUCAAAUGUGCUGCAGCCCACGCCGGAGUGAUCUGCAUAUGAUUCUUCACGACCGUUUUCUGCCACCUCCAUACCCUAUCACUCAGAUUGAAGGACAUUUGACAAUUCCGGACUUUAAAGAGCAUGACGGAAAGUCAUUUGCUCCAUUUCUAAUACGCCAGUGCGUACCGAUUCAACCCCUGAAUGCCUUCAUCAGUACACCUUAUGAUCUCUAUUGCCCAAGUGUACGUAAUGAUUUAGAGAAAAGAUGCUGCAGUUCAUGCGGUAUUUACUACGCAUCUGUCACAAGAGCUGCAGAGCACAGGCGAGCAGCCCACAUUAUACCAGCUAAGCAAGCACGUAUGUUUUGCAAAGUGCGACCCUCACGGAUUGUCACAAGACGAGCUAAUGAGUUACUGUGCGCAAGCGCCAACGGCUUAGAGUGGCUAGAUCAGAACGAAGUUGAAGGAGCAGAUGAUUUUACUGAAAAUCAUAUGGACAUGUUGAUUCCAAUAAUCUCUCUUAAGACCGCGCAUGAUUCGCCAUGGACUGAAUUAGAGUAGAUAUUCUUGUUUUAACUAGUUACUAGUCUUAACUAGUCGUAAAUAAAAGCACAAAGCAA